Molecule: messenger RNA, 453 nt
Organism: Nerophis lumbriciformis (worm pipefish)
Lineage: Eukaryota; Metazoa; Chordata; Actinopteri; Syngnathiformes; Syngnathidae
Source: RefSeq, a predicted model, not a curated record
AUGGAACAAAGGCGCAGACACGGAAAGUCUCACCCCGCCGACGGCGGGGGCAGCGGUAGUAGUAGCAGUGGCAGCGGCGGGGACUCGGACGGCGGCGGCCCCGAGUCCCCGUCGGGAAGCCAACAAGGCCCGUCGUCGUCGGGCAACGCAUUCGCCAACGACGGCAGCUUCAUGGAGAUGUUCAAGAAGAAGAUGGAAGCGGAGAUGAGGAAAAAGGCGGAGGGGACAGAUGCUGAGGAAGGACAUAAGAAGCCCCCUCCAGUCACCAGCUUUGUGGGGAAGCGCAGAGGCGGUGUGUUCCUUAAGACCGGCAUGGUUGCCAAGAAACAAAAACAGGACACAGAGGCUACGCCUGGCAAGAGCGAUGCUUGGUCAAAGUACAUGGCUGAGGUGAAAAAGUAUAAAGCCCACCAGUGUGGAGACGACGAUAAAACGAGACCGCUGGUCAAGUAG